GACAAAAAAUGGAACACACCAGCAGUGUGAGGAGACCUGAAAGUGGCACAUGGCAGAGUGUGGCGAUGGAGGCAGCAGCAAUGGGGCCGUACAGGGACCCAUGAGAGACUCUGGACUUGGCAGCAGCAUGAGGAGGCGGUAUAGGGGCCCAUGGCAGAUUAGGGGCCUGGCAGCAGCUAUGGGAGGCCCGUAAUCUGCCAGCACCCUAUGACAAAAAAUGGAACACACCAGCAGUGUGAGGAGACCUGAAAGUGGCACAUGGCACAAUGAGAGUGUGGCGAUGGAGACAGCAGCAAGAUGGGAGGCCGUACAGUGGACCCAUGAGAGACGUGGACCUGGCAGCAGCA
Staurois parvus is the source of this 347-nucleotide messenger RNA. The record is from the annotation of a GenBank genome assembly. NCBI's taxonomy places the organism in Eukaryota, Metazoa, Chordata, Amphibia, Anura, Ranidae.